Messenger RNA from Dentiscutata heterogama, 2052 nucleotides. The record is from the annotation of a GenBank genome assembly. NCBI's taxonomy places the organism in Eukaryota, Fungi, Glomeromycota, Glomeromycetes, Diversisporales, Gigasporaceae.
AUGUCAAAUUGCGAUAGUGAUGGAGGGGGUAAAACUAGUAAAGCCUCACAAAUAGUUGAAGUCUAUGAAGCAGCAAGCGUAAUAGCAAUCCCAUUCUCUAAAUUCGUACCAAUAAUAGGUGAUAUAGUGUGCGUUACUGACGAAAUAACAUUAAUAUAUCAAUCAGCAGAACAUAAUAAACGCAUUAGUCGUGUAUUAGUUGAUAGAAUUGCAUCAGUUGAAACAUCAAUUCGUUUAUUAAAAAUACAUAAAGAUGAUAAUAAAAAAUUUUUUAAUCAAGAAAAUUUUGUAGUCAUGCAAAAGCUUUCAGAUAAUAUACAAAAGAUAAAAAAAUUUAUUGGAGAAGUGACACAAUUAAAAGGAUUAUCGAAAUAUAUUCAUGCGAAAUCUAUUAAGAGUACAUUCUUUGACUUGACAAAUGAAUUUGAUGGAUAUAUAAAUACGUUGAAAUUCUCUAUCGCAGUUGACACACAAUCCCGUGCAGCACGUACUGAACGUGAAACCGAGAUCAUACAUAAAGAUAUCGAAGAACUUAAUCAGUAUCUUUUAAGAAUUGGAGGCGGUAUCACUGACAUGGAUAAUAAUAUAAGUAAAACAGUUAAAGAGAUAAGCGUAAUCAAGAGCCUCAUUUUGGAUUCAAAAACUAAUCAAGAUCAAAUCCAACAAGCGAUUGAGAUUCAAAAUCAACCACUUAAACUAGCUGACUUUAGAGAAACUGGUGAAGUGCGUGUAAAAAAAGUCAGAAAAUACAUUCGCUUAAUUGAUGAUGAAGCUGUUGCUUUUAAACUCGUAGCUGAUGAGUCAGACACUACAGAUGUCAAAAUUGAUAUACGUAGUCAUGUUGCUAUUCUUAUGAGGCUUAAAGAUUGUCAUCAAAUAAUUCAAUUUUAUGGCCUUAUUUCUGAUGGUGAAAGGCGUUACUUAGUGACUGAAUGGUGUGAAUGUGGUAAUUUACGAGAAUUUUAUGCGAAUUAUAAAGGGAGUCCUAUUGACGCUAGGACAAAAAUAAAUAUUGCAGUUGAUAUUGCUCGAGGAUUAAACUUUUUACGAGCCAUAGUUCACCGAGACAUUCGACCGGAAAAUAUCUUGAUAACAGCGAAUGAAACUGCAAAAAUCGCUAACUUUUCACUUAGUAGGUACUUUCGGGAUGAAUCAAGGAGAUUGGCAGUAUCACUACAAACUGUUCGUUACUCUGCUCCUGAAAUGCUAUAUAGAAAUACUAACAAAUAUAAUACUAAAUGUGAAGUUUAUAGCUUUGGUAUUCUUUUAUGGGAAUUAGCUGAACAAAAAAUUCCAUAUAAACAUCUUGAUGAUAUUAUGGAAAUUAAAAAUAGAGUGGAUAAGGAAAAAUAUAGAGAGCCAUUUACAAACUUUUCAAAUUUGCCAAAAGAUUAUAAAGAAAUUUCUAUGAAAGCUGUUGGUGCCGAUCCAGAUUUUAGACCAACUAUAACAGAAAUGUUCAAAACACUUGAAAAACUUCAAGCUAAUUUCCUUGCACUUAGACCUUUGACACCUAUUAUGAAUAUUCCUAGUGAUGUUAUUAACUUUGCUGAAUUUAAUUAUAUGACAAUGAAAGAAGCCACAUUGGCUCAUCGCGUUACUAACGGAAACUUAGAAAUGGCUUACAAAUGUUUCAAUGCAUAUGCACAAACAGGAAAUUUAAAAGCAAAAUACUUUCUUGGUUAUUACCUUUAUAAGAAGCUAGUAAAUACACCCUAUACUGAUAAAGAGAGAGCGAAACGUGCAGCUCAAUUAUUUAAAGAAGUUGCUGAUUCAGGUGAUGAAGUACCUGACGCCCAAUUAAAAUACGGAUUAUGUUCAUUUCAAGGAACAGGCGUUGAUAGAAAUUUUUCUGAAGCUGCGAAAUAUUUUCAAAAAGCUGCUGAUAAUGGACUUGCUGUUGGUAUGUAUAAUGCCGGAAAUAUUUUUUAUGCUGGUCUUACUGGAGUUAAAGAUGAAGAAUUAGGUAUAAAAUAUAUUAGAGAGGCUGCUCAAAAUAAUCAUUUGGAAGCUAUGGAAUUUUGUAAAAAGAAUAAUAUUUCUAUUUUUUAG